Neopelma chrysocephalum (saffron-crested tyrant-manakin) is the source of this 501-nucleotide messenger RNA. Its product is annotated as circumsporozoite protein-like. The transcript is spliced from 2 exons. The coding region runs from base 36 to 404 and encodes 122 amino acids. The record is from RefSeq and is a predicted model, not a curated record. Lineage: Eukaryota; Metazoa; Chordata; Aves; Passeriformes; Pipridae.
UCGCCGGCGGGGGGAAGAGGGCCGCCGGUGGCAAGAUGGCCGCCGGGGGCGGGGACAAGAUGGCCGCCGGUGAUGGUGGCAAGAUGGCUGCCGGUGACGGUGGCAAGAUGGCCGCUGGGGACGGGGACAAGAUGGCCGCCAGUGAUGGUGGCAAUAUGGCCGCCGGGGGCGGAGACAAGAUGGCCGCCGGUGAUGGUGGCAAUAUGGCCGCCGGGGGCGGGGACAAGAUGGCCGCCAGUGAUGGUGGCAAUAUGGCUGCCGGGGGCGGGGACAAGAUGGCCGCCGGGCGCCAGGGGCGCAAGGACGGGACCAAGGGCCCAAUCAAGGGCCCGUCGGGGCGGGGCCACCCCCUGCAGGGGCCCGGGUGGCUCCUCCCCUUCCUGUUGUUGCCCCUCCUCCGUUAGGGCGGGGCCUCCUUGUCCCCUCCCCUCUUAGGGCGGGGCCUCCUUGUCCCCUCCCCCCCAAAAUAGGGGGGGGUCAAUAAAAAGGGUUUUGGUGGAA